Pseudocercospora fijiensis CIRAD86 is the source of this 723-nucleotide messenger RNA. RefSeq lists its product as uncharacterized. The record is from RefSeq and is a predicted model, not a curated record. Gene Ontology annotation, biological process: regulation of transcription by RNA polymerase II. The transcript has a single exon. The annotation marks the transcript as partial. Gene Ontology annotation, cellular component: mediator complex. NCBI's taxonomy places the organism in Eukaryota, Fungi, Ascomycota, Dothideomycetes, Mycosphaerellales, Mycosphaerellaceae. Gene Ontology annotation, molecular function: transcription coregulator activity.
AUGGCAAGUCGAACCACUGCUCAGAGGAGCAGGCGGGCUGUGGUGGACAGGGCUGCGCGACGCGCAAAUGGACUGGAGCCUCCAUCCAUCGCAACACGCCUACCUCCACCGAAGCUGGUGGCAGACUUUCAUCCUUGGAAUGGUCAUCAUGCUGAAGACAUCUUGACCGAGACAGUCGUGAAAGGCGGCUACUUCGACAAGGCGCCUGGGCCCAAUUCUGCCGAAACGAGCUCCGCGAAACCAACAAUAUGGAGCAACCUCAGUGCGAAGAACAACAUGGGCCUGCAGACCCUCUCAUACCUCUUCACAUCAGUCAUGGAAAAGAGACAAGCAAUUGGAAGGGUUACGGCGCCAUCGACAUUCAAGCCGCCUCCUCGUGUCACAGUCACAGAUACAAAGCGUGAGGCAUGGCUGCGAGAUCUUGCGAAUCCUGAUGUUCCACUACGAAAGCAGAGCAGAACCAUCCCUCACGGCGUUCGCGGCAAGUCGCUCAUGGAACAGUGUCUUGGCAAGGACAUACCAAUGCCUCGUGCAGUCUGGCUCGCCAAGUGUGUUGGCGCCAACGAAUUACGAGCUUUCCGUCGAAAAGGUGUCAGUGGAGCUGCCGCUGCAACUGGCGAGGCGAAGUGGGUACGCGAGUGGACAGUCAGUGUCGAGCAAUUCUUGGAAGGCGUCAUUGCAUGCUGUGGACAGCCAGCAUGGCAAUUGAAGAUGGACUAUGCC